Exophiala spinifera is the source of this 1701-nucleotide messenger RNA. RefSeq lists its product as uncharacterized. NCBI's taxonomy places the organism in Eukaryota, Fungi, Ascomycota, Eurotiomycetes, Chaetothyriales, Herpotrichiellaceae. The coding region runs from base 1 to 1701 and encodes 566 amino acids. The transcript has 4 exons. The record is from RefSeq and is a predicted model, not a curated record.
AUGGAGAGAAAUCCCAGUAGUGUCUCGAAUGAUCACACCGAUCACAAAUCUGCGAGUGUUGUGUCUCCAUGGGGGCUCGAAAGGAAUAGUGAGACCAGCAACGAUCUGCCCCAGGUCGACCUAGGGUACUCGGUGUACAAGGCCUCUGCAUACCAACAAGCUGGCGACUUUUAUGAGUUCACUAACAUACGCUAUGCUGCGCCUCCAAUAGGAAAUCGCCGAUUUCGACCGCCACAGCCACCACUAAGCGACAGAACAGAAGUCCAAACUGGGUUGAAGGGCAACAUACCAGUACAAGCCAUCCCCAUAUGGAGGAGGGGUCCCCAAGCUUGGCCAUAUCCCGGCGCUGAAGACUGCCUUUCUCUGGAUGUCAAGGUCCCUCGAGCUGUCUGGAAUGCACGGAAAACGCCUGUUCAACGCGCUCCGGUGCUCGUCUGGAUAUAUGGAGGUGGCUAUACUGCUGGGUCGAAGGAGCUAUUCGGCACAGGGGCCGGGCUACUGGCGAGAUCAGCUGAGCCCAUCAUCUACGUUGCGUUGAACUAUAGACUGGGAAUUUAUGGGUUUCUGGGCGGUCGAAGAUAUGUCAGCCACGGUGGUACGGCGAACCUGGGCUUGCUGGACCAACGAUUUGCACUGUUGUGGAUUCAGGAGCACAUCUCAGCCUUUGGUGGUGACCCGGAGCGAGUGACCGUCAUGGGAGAGUCAGCUGGAGGCGGAUCAAUUCUGCAUCAAAUUACCGCGUACGGAGGAUCCCAGGGCCAGUCGCCAUUUGCGCAAGCCAUCAUACAAAGCCCUGGAUUCUACCCCAUCACAAGACCGGAGGUUAUGGAUCACCAUUAUCAAUCAGCCUUGGACUAUGCUGGUUGCAGGCAUUUGGAUGAUCUGGUGCGUUUGUCUGAGGAAAAACUGAAAGAGAUCAAUCUUGCCGUUAUCGAUCAAGCACCGUAUGGCCAGUUCUUGCUGGGGCCCGUGGUCGAUGGCGUUUUCACUCCAGAUUUGCCUGGCAAGCUUCUCAAAGCUGGUUCCUUCGAUCGCGACCUGAAGAUAAUGCUCGGUCAGUGCUACAACGAAGGGCAUGAUUAUGUAGAACCGGUACCAAUCUCGCCAUCAUAUUUCUCCGCCUAUCUGGAUCGCACCUUUCCGGCACUGACGCCUCCCGUCAAGGACUUCAUCACGGAUUCGCUAUACCCUCUAACUGCAAGAGAAGAAUCUGCAAGACCCGACCAGAAGAACAGUGAGGUCACCCCUCAGCCUCCAUUUUCCCAUGAGCCGCCAUAUUAUAGUACUCCCUCGGCUUGCCUCCAACGUCUCAUUACCGACGCCAUCUACAUCCAACACAACAAUGCACUGUCAGAAGCCUUUCAAAACCAGACCUACAACUACCUGAUGAGCCUUGCCCCAGGCACACAUGGUACCGACGUGUCGUAUAUCUUUUACAACGAAGGCAAAGAAGAGACCCCUCUGCCAGGAUUGCCCAGAGUCAAGAACCCCAAACUUGCCCAUCAUCUUCAAAGGUACCUUACCAACUUUGCAUUGUACGGUAACCCUAAUGGACACAUCGAAGGCGGGGACCUGCCCAUCAUGCGAAUAAGGGGGGACGAGCACGUGGUGCUCAAUUUUGCAGACGAUGGGAUCCAAGAAAUCAGGGAUCCGAGUGCAAAGGAGCACUGUUGUUGGUGGCAAAAGGGUUUGUUCGCUUGA